UUGAUGAAGGAUGGAUGAAGGAAGGUCAGAGGAAAAACACUGCGAUAGUGGAACGAUCAGAAGAGUUAAUUUAUGUUAGUCUAGUUCUCUGGUGUGGCUCCAAACAGAGCUAUUUUUCCUUUUUGUUUUGAACAUUUUAAUGAACUGAAGGUAGAACAGCAGGGGAGGAUUCACACAGCAAGGAAUCAACAGUAGGACAUUUACUUAAAAUCCAAUUUGUGAGGUCAGACCAUGAAAUCAGUAAAAAAUGGCACAGAAGAGUGAGAGAGCACCCUCCACAGACAGUGCUAAAGCUGAAGGAGUUGCUCUUAAACCCAGCCUCCGAAGGACACCAUCAUCAGAUACAUUAAAUAAAUCAAAAAGCAAGAAAUCGAAUGAAGAAGCAAUGAACAAGAUGUACACAAACCUACUCAAUAAUGUGUUUGGACAGGAGAGGGAAUUAUCCCAACCUGAAUUAGAUGAUCUGGCUGAGGCAUUCAAGGAAUUUGACUACGAUCAGGAUGGAUUUCUGAACUACAAAGACCUGGCUGAAUGCAUGAGAACAAUGGGUUAUAUGCCCACUGAGAUGGAGUUACUGGAAAUCCUUCAGCAGAUCAAGAUGAGGUUGGGUGGAUUAAUGGAUUUUGAUGAUUUCUGUGAGUUGAUGGGGCCAAGAAUGAUGGUCGAAACUGCACAUAUGCUGGGACUCAAAGAAUUAAAGUGCUCUUUUAAGCAGUUUGACACAGAUGGAGAUGGAAAGAUCACUCUGGAUGAAAUGAGGGAGGCGGUAAAAAUGUUACUUGGUGAAAAAUUAAAGAAAGGAGAGUUGGAGGAGAUUCUCAAGGAGAUGGACCUGAAUGGAGAUGGCACUGUGGACUUUGAUGAGUUUGUUAUGAUGUUGUCAGCCCAGUAGCUGUCACUAUGCAGCAUUCUAUCUUCUCUCACAAUUCACAGUCCUUUUGACAUGUGUAAUAUUUAUUUGUGAAGAAGUACAAAAAGAUUGGGACUGCAAUCUGUGACUGAAUUCACAAAAAGUCUUCUGAAGAUUUAGCCUGUUUAAAACUGCAUGAUAACUUUAAAGUUAUAGAAAGAUCAUGUUAAUUAUGCUGUUAACUCUGUUUAUGUCUGUAAGUAUGUGUAUAUGUGCUAUUGUAUUUAAAGUAUUUUAGUCCUGCUACUUCUUUAGAUUUUAUAAAUAUUAUAAUACUGGACAUAAAGUGCAGGGAAAAUAAAUAAAUAAUAAAAAGUAAAAAAAAAAAAAAAAAACCAAGUUUUACUUACUUGUUUACAUACUUGUUUGUGGGGUUUUCACCAGGGCUUUCACUACAUUCAGUAGUUACAUUCUAUGAUUUUGAGGACAUAAGCUAUACAGGUAGUGUAAAAAAAAACACAUAACACAUAAUUACCUGAGUGCUCAGGCCUAUUUGAAUAGAUUUUUUUUUUUAACUAAUAAAGUGUCACAUGUUGGAUAGAGAAGUAAAACAUACACAAAUAUAUACUGUCAUCUGUAAGACUUAAAACUCUAUUUACAUUUAUGGCAUUUGACAGACACCCUUAUCCAGAGUGACUUUCAGCUGAGUAGCUAAGAGAUGAGGGCCUUACUCAAGUGGCAGCUUAACUCGUAGUUUUCCAAUCCAAAGUCAAACAUUUUAAUCGUUGAGCUUCCACUUCCUAUAUGGUAUGUUUAAAAUGAAAACCUACAGGUUAAGCAAUCAAACAUCACAGUGACGUGUUAUUAUGCAAUUGUUGAAAAGCUAAAGUGCAAACAUAUCUUAACCAAGUGAAUAGAUAUAAAUCAAAAUGGCUAUGUUAAGGUUCCCAUAGUAAUUUUCUCCUACAGACCUGAGUAUUAUGAGUCAUUUGCCCAUCUGAUACUCCAUUUGAUUCUGCACACCAAACUACACAAAGCACCUCUUUUAUUUGAUCACAUUCUGGGGAUCAAAUAUGCUGUAAUCUACUGAAGGCUACAGAAUAAAGCAUAAUUUUUGUGUUUGUGAUUGUGUUUGUUUGAGGCUAUCAUGUCCUGCCUAACUAAAAUUUAUGAUCGUAAAUAUAUAAAUAAAAAAAAAAAAGGGGGGGGGGAGAUGC
Silurus meridionalis is the source of this 2067-nucleotide messenger RNA. Its product is annotated as calcium-binding protein 5. The record is from RefSeq and is a predicted model, not a curated record. The coding region runs from base 248 to 892 and encodes 214 amino acids. The transcript is spliced from 9 exons. Gene Ontology annotation, molecular function: calcium ion binding. NCBI's taxonomy places the organism in Eukaryota, Metazoa, Chordata, Actinopteri, Siluriformes, Siluridae.